CCAUGACUGCAGCAUUGAGGAGGAUCACUUGGCUCCCAUGCUCAGUCCAUGUCUAAAACAAAUUGUUGUCAGACAUGGGAAUGUGUUGUGACGCGUUUGUUGAUACUAUCACACGCGCUCGUGUGCUGGUGGUGCUUUUCAAAACCCACCAGGCGACCCUUCAUUUUUUUAGGAAGUGCAGCCCCAACCUCGGUCUUGUUCUUUCAUGCGAGACGCGGUUUGCGUUUGUGCACUUCAUGUUGGAGAGGCUCAUGGCCCUGCAGGACACUUUGCAAGACAUGAUGCGAGGGGAUGAUGCGCGGGGUUUUGCCUCCAUCCCGUGGUCUGCCGAUGUUUGCUACAUGGCGCGUUGGGUGCGCCGACAGAUCAGAUGGGAUCCUUGGUGGCAGAGGGUGGCCACCAUUGUCCAUAACAUGGAGCCUGUGAUGCAGUUGCUUCGGCGGAUGGAUCGUGGAGGGCAGUUCAUGUCGCUCAUGCUCGAAUGGGUACAAGAUCUUAUGCAGCGGGUGAAGGAGGCAUACGCUCCUUUGGGGUCGUCGAUCGCAGACCGGAUCAUGAGGCAUGAGUACCAUGCUUGGCUUGUCAGGCAAGCCAAGAGGUACAUUCUGACGCAGACGGGUUUCGAGUUGGAGGGUGCGGAGUACCUCCUUGCCCGCCGACAGUUCGAGGACUUCCACAUGCAGCAGGGCAGGUUUGAUGAUUGGGGCGGGGCAAAGGGGCGUGCUCGUGGGCGGGGGUGUAGCGAUGACGCCGAGACGAUCGAGUGCGCGUCUUGGUGGUCCUUGUACGGGGCUGAUGCCCCUGAUUUGCAGUUGCGCGCUCUUCGUGUGAUGCACAUGUGGUCUUGCGCCUCUCCAGCGGAGAGGAACAGAGCAGUCCAUGAGGGCAUCCACAUGAAGAAGCGCAACAGGUUCGCCUUUGAGAAGGUCGUGCAACUCGUUGAGAUCACCGCAAAUGUGCGGUUGAAAGAGUAUCGGUGGGCAGGAUGCGGCUACGUGCUGCCAUGGCAGUGUGACGAGGGGAUGUUAAACUGCCGGGCAGGACUGGAGGUUGAGCUGGUGCGCACGGGCACACGCCAGGGGAUGACGGCGACAGAGAUUGUAGAAGGCGGGGCCUCUAAUGCCGACACGAGCCGUGCAGAGGUGGGGACGCUGACUCCUGCUCCUGCGGGCCGAGAGCCGACCGUUCAGCUACCUCCUGCGCCGAGUCCUGCACCGCCCACCCCAGUCUCGCCUCUUCACCCGGCCACUACACUGGCGGAGACGGAGGAGUUGGCAUCCUCCUUGCCUCCACACGGGCUUCUCCAGAGAUCGACGGUGGUUCGACAGCUGAGGUUACGAUCACCUUUCCCGGGGGUAUUGCAGGAGGAGGGGGAUGUGGCAACAGCGGCGCAGGAGGCACCAACUGUCUCGACAGCGAGGGAGGAGGUGCCAGCACAGGCGACGGCUGAGAAGGAGUUAGCGGCAGUGGCGCCACAAGAAGCCAUUCCUAUGAAUCAUGAUGGUGCGGGCAUCGAUGAGAAGCUCGAGACAACACCACAUAUGGGAGACAUGCCACCCCCUCCUCCUAGACCACCUGUAGGUGAUCCAUCAUCGUCGCUCACAGGUACAGGCUCUCGAUCCCCACAGACGCCUGGGAGAUCGAGGAUUCGUAACACGAUUGUAGUUCAUCGGGACGUGUGUGACAUGACAUUAUUCGAGAGGACAAACAUAAAUUUGGAUUCCACCAGCCGUGUCACGGAGCACACUGCACACCUUCUGUCGGGCUUGGGACCCCCCGGCGUCAGGACGACCGCAGCGAGGGAGGUACCAGCAUCAGGUUGUGAGCCUCAGCAAGGUUGCCACAGAGGAGUGUCCACCGAGACCUUGGAGCACGCUCUGAGAGCAGCGACGUGUGCUGUGUAUGAAUACACUCCAAGCAAGCAUGGAGUGCCUCCUCGUCCAUGCCCUGUGGCUGCGGAGGGAGGUGCUGCGCUUGGAGAGAGCUUGGGGGCGGAGAGGUUGGGGAUGCCUCCUGGAUCCCGCGGUGAGCAGCCGGUUGCAGGGGCUAGUGCGAGGGUUGUUGUGUUGAGGAAGGGAGGAGGCCUUGUCACGGUCGAGGAGGAUGAUCUUGAGACGAAUGCGGCAGUGCGGGCGGAGGACAAGGACUACAAGGGCGAGGAGGAGGGUGAGGAGGAGAGCGAGAGCGGUUCCGGUGGUGACGACGACUACGACGAUGAUGGACCCACACCUCCCCCGCCGACACGUGCAUCUAGAGGCUCCGUUGAGCAGACUUCUUUAUCCGCACGAGGGAGGAGGAGGUCGACAUCCGACACUCGAGGGGGUAUGAGGAAACAAAGCGGGAAGGGGAAGAAGGGUCGUUGACCGUGAGGCCAGCACUCCGCUUUUCCCUACUCGCACUGUACUUCAUCAUGUUGUGCGGUUCUGCUUUUUUUUGUC
Messenger RNA from Chara braunii, 2438 nucleotides. The record is from the annotation of a GenBank genome assembly. Lineage: Eukaryota; Viridiplantae; Streptophyta; Charophyceae; Charales; Characeae.